Hypoxylon trugodes is the source of this 3887-nucleotide messenger RNA. Its product is annotated as nitrite reductase. The record is from RefSeq and is a predicted model, not a curated record. Bases 284 to 3592 code for a protein of 1102 amino acids. Gene Ontology annotation, molecular function: nitrite reductase [NAD(P)H] activity; heme binding; 2 iron, 2 sulfur cluster binding. Lineage: Eukaryota; Fungi; Ascomycota; Sordariomycetes; Xylariales; Hypoxylaceae. The transcript is spliced from 4 exons.
CAAGGACAUGGAGCUCCAAUUUCUAUUUUGUUGGUAGACCACAUGUCUACCUGUCUUGGUCUUCUCUUUACAACUUCAUUCUCCUUCUCUAAUUCUCACUAUUCCUAAUAUCUCAUACCUAUCAAUUUCUCUUUUCUUUUCGAAGAGUAACUUCUUGUUACCUGUAUACCGUGUCGAUUCACACGUGCUUCCUGUGACACGGCAUAUGUGUCAGGGGUGAAGCUGUGACGUAGUGGCCGCCAAAUCCGUCCGUUCGGUCUGUAUUUGAUCUCCGAGACACAAAAUGACGGUCGACAAGAGGACCAAGUUGGUCGUUGUCGGCCUAGGAAUGGUCGGCAUCGCCUUCAUAGAAAAAGUCUUAAAGCUUGAUGCUAGGGCCCGAGAAUACGAUAUCGUCGUUAUUGGCGAAGAACCCCACCUCGCCUAUAACCGAGUUGGUCUCACAAGUUUCUUUAACCACCGAAAAGUCGAGAACUUAUAUCUAAACCCCAAAGAAUGGUAUGCGUUAUAUACUCCGGAUAGCAAAUUAAAUUACCACCUGAAUACGCUGGUCACAAGUAUCGACUCCACCAACAAGACUGUGUCCUGCGCCAAUGGCGAUGUCGUUUCGUAUGAUAUCCUGGUCCUGGCAACCGGCUCCGAUGCUGUACUCCCAAGGCACACCCCUGGCCAUGAUGCCAACGGAGUAUUCGUAUACCGGACCAUCGAGGAUCUACAGAAACUUAUUGCCUUCGGAGAGUCACACAAGGGAACAGUCGGUGCUGUCGUUGGUGGUGGCUUGUUAGGCCUUGAAGCAGCCAAUGCUAUGAUGGACCUAAAAUGUUACGAAAAAGUGAAACUGAUAGAAAGGAAUCGAUGGGUCCUAAGCCGCCAGCUCGAUGCUGAUGCCGGUAACCUCGUCGUCGAAAAGGUUACUGAUUUGGGACUCGAGAUCCUAUUAAGUAAAAGGGUCGGCAAGAUAAAAACCGACGAGGGAAAUAACGUAACGGGUGUCAUAUUUGAAGAUGGAGAACAAAUGGAUUGUUCCACCAUAUGCUUUGCUAUCGGUGUACGACCCCGAGAUAGCUUGGCGAGGAGUGCUGGCAUUAAGUGUGCCGAUCGAGGGGGCGGGAUCCUCGUCAACAACGAUCUAAGUACUAGUGCCCCAGAUAUCUAUGCCAUCGGCGAAUGCGCAAGUUGGCAAAAUCAGACCUUUGGCCUCAUCGCUCCUGGAGUUGAGAUGGCCGACGUCUUAUCUUUCAAUCUCACACAAGCCAAACUACAUCACCCUCGAGUUUUCAAACGACCGGAUUUAAGCACGAAGCUUAAGUUACUUGGAGUUGAUGUUGCAAGCUUUGGCGACUUCUUUGCCGAUAGAGAUGGACCUAGCUCCUUACCAGCAAAGGCAGCGAGAAAGAAGACGGAAGACCAAAGUAUUGUCAAAACGGUUGUCAGCGGGCCUCCUCCGCCACCCGUCAAGGCUCUGACCUAUAAGGACCCCUUCGCUCAAGUGUACAAAAAAUACCUAUUCACAACUGACGGCAAAUAUCUGCUUGGCGGGAUGAUGAUUGGCGACACGAGCGAUUACAUAAAACUAGUGCCUAUGGUCAAGAACCAAAAAGAACUUGACAUUCCCCCUUCCCAACUUAUACUUGGCGCGAAGAAAGAUGGUGAUGACGGUGCCGAUGACCUUGAUGAUGAUACUCAGAUCUGCUCUUGUCAUAAUGUGACUAAGGGCGAUGUGGUGAAAAGCGUCAAGGAUGGUACGUGCAAGACAGUUGGUGAUGUCAAGGCAUGUACCAAGGCUGGUACAGGCUGCGGUGGUUGCAUGCCACUUGUCACCAGCAUCUUCACUAAAACCAUGACCGAUAUGGGUGCUGAGGUUACCAAUUAUCUCUGCGCCCACUUCAACUACUCCCGUGCUGAUCUGUACAAUAUCAUCAUGAUAAAGAGGCUGAAAACGCUGCCCGACGUCAUGCGAGAGGCGGGAAACGACAAAAGCUCAGACGGUUGUGAAGCUUGUAAGCCUGCCGUAGCCAGCAUAUUCGCGUCGUUAUGGAAUAAGCACGUCAUGGAUAAGACCACACAUGGUCUACAGGAUACCAAUGACAGAUUCUUGGGAAAUAUCCAACGGAACGGCACAUUUUCAGUCAUUCCUCGUGUAUCUGCGGGAGAGAUUACACCAGAUAAACUGAUCGUCAUCGGUGAAGUUGCUAAAAAGUACAACUUAUACACCAAAAUCACCGGUGGGCAACGUAUCGAUAUGUUUGGCGCUAAGAAGCAAGACCUGCUGGACAUAUGGACACGAUUGAUAGAGGCUGGUAUGGAAAGUGGACACGCCUAUGCUAAGUCCUUACGUACCGUCAAGAGCUGCGUUGGUACGACGUGGUGUAGGUUCGGUGUUGGUGAUAGCGUGGGUAUGGCUGUUCGCAUCGAAGAGCGAUAUAAGAGCAUACGAAGUCCCCAUAAGAUAAAAGGUGGUGUAAGCGGUUGCGUGCGUGAAUGCGCCGAGGCUCAAAACAAAGACUUCGGACUCAUCGCAACAGAAAAGGGCUUCAACAUAUUCGUCGCGGGUAAUGGUGGAGCAAAGCCAAAGCACUCGGAACUCCUAGCCAAGGAUGUUCCACCAUCAGAAGUCGUCCCGAUCCUAGAUCGGUACUUGAUGUUCUAUAUCCGCACAGCGGAUAAGCUCCAGCGAACGGCUCGGUGGUUAGAAAACUUACCGGGUGGUUUAAGAUACCUCAAGGAAGUUGUCCUCGAGGAUAAACUCGGCAUAUGUGCUUCGCUCGAAGCUCAAAUGCAAGAACUGGUUGACUCAUUCUUCGACGAAUGGGCCGAAGCCAUCAAAAACCCUAUCAUCGCAGCCAAAUUUAAACAAUUCGCCAACACAGACGCCACAGUCGAGAAUAUGGAAACCGAAAAAGAUCGCGAUCAAACACGGCCGGUAUACUGGCCUAAAGACGCCGCAGAGGAGGACUUCAAGGGAUUAAAAGACCGUUGGUCUAGCACAUCCUGGCAACCCGUCAUUGAAGCCAGCUACUUCACGGGCGCGGAUGCCACGCCCAAUGGUAUCAGCGCCAAUAUCAAGCGCGGCGACACACAACUUGCGCUAUGGCGCGUCAGGGGGAAAUACUAUGCUACGCAGCAAAUGUGUCCUCAUAAACGCUCCUUCGCGUUAUCAGAUGGACUUAUUGGACAAGACAUCUCUUCACCUCCAACAGACGCAAAGAAAGAACCUUGCGGUGACACCAAAGCCCCUUGGAUCUCAUGCCCCUACCACAAGCGUAACUUCGAUCUAGGCGAUGGCACCUGUCGCAACGACGCACAACUAUCCAUUGCUACCUUCGAGGUCGAGGAGCGAACGGAUGGGUUAGUCUACUUGAAACUUCCACCUGUCGAAGAGUUAGAUGCUGCACUAGGCACGAGUAAAUGGAUGGUAAAGAAGGAAGAUGGCGGGAAGGGACAGUUUGAGGAGUUGGAUCGGAAGAUCGGGUUUAAGGGUAGGAGAGGGAAGAAGCCUACUGCGGAAUUUGGGACUGGGAUGAGGAAACCGGUGGAGGUGCUUCCUGCGGCGGCGGUGGGCGGAGGAUGUGGUGCUGCGCCUGAGUGGUAGUUGGGUGUGAUGUAUCAGGUUUAGGUGUCUUAUUUCCGGGUUUUGUUUGCGUGUUGCAGCAUCGGAUAUAUCAUAUGGAUUACAAUAGUUUAUGCUUAAAUUGACGUGUCAAGACAACAUCGUGUGUAUUACCAGCAUUAUGUCUAUACUUCCACGUACGUAAUCAUGGCUCCCUACACCACCAUCGCUAGGUGCUGAUGAAGGCGUAUGAUAGUUAGCUAGAUUAUUAUCCUUGCUUGAUUUAAAAUGAAGGGAUAACAUGUAGCGAUAUCUGCUGACAUACACAUUCAAGGAG